This is a messenger RNA of Ailuropoda melanoleuca (giant panda), 2214 nucleotides long. It is a transcript of the gene HDGFL2, whose product is annotated as HDGF like 2. Bases 1 to 2013 code for a protein of 670 amino acids. The transcript is spliced from 16 exons. NCBI's taxonomy places the organism in Eukaryota, Metazoa, Chordata, Mammalia, Carnivora, Ursidae. Gene Ontology annotation, molecular function: histone H3K9me2/3 reader activity; histone H3K27me3 reader activity. The record is from RefSeq and is a predicted model, not a curated record.
AUGCCGCAUGCCUUCAAGCCCGGGGACUUGGUAUUCGCCAAGAUGAAGGGCUACCCGCACUGGCCGGCCCGGAUCGAUGACAUUGCCGAUGGUGCCGUGAAGCCCCCGCCCAACAAGUACCCUAUUUUCUUCUUUGGUACACACGAAACAGCCUUCCUGGGACCCAAGGACCUGUUUCCUUACGACAAAUGUAAAGAUAAAUACGGGAAACCCAACAAGAGGAAAGGCUUCAAUGAGGGACUGUGGGAGAUCCAGAACAAUCCCCACGCCAGCUACAGCGCUCCUCUGCCGGUGAGUUCCUCUGACAGCGAGGCCCCUGAAGCCGACCCGGCAGGCGGGAGCGAGGACGACGAGGUCCGAGGGGUCAUGGCUGUCACAGCCGUGACUGCCACAGCGGCCAGUGACAGGAUGGAGAGUGACUCAGACUCAGACAAAAGCAGUGACAACAGUGGCCUGAAGCGGAAGGCGGCAGCCCUGAAGAUGUCCGUCUCGAAACGAACUCGAAAGGCCUCCAGUGACCUGGAUCAAGCCAGUGUGUCCCCAUCGGAGGAGGAGAACUCAGAAAGCUCAUCUGAGUCAGAGAAGACCAGUGACCAGGACUUCACUCCUGAGAAGAAAGCUGUGGUCCGGGUGCCUCGGCGGGGCCCCCUUGCAGGGCGGAAGAAAAAGAAGGUGCCCUCAGCCUCCGACUCCGACUCCAAAGCAGAAUCCGAUGGGGCCAAGGGCGAGCCAGUGGCAGCGGCCAGGUCAGCGCCAUCCUCCUCUUCCUCCUCCCCUUCCUCCUCUUCCGACUCGGACGUGUCUGUAAAGAAACCUCCUCGGGGCAGGAAGCCAGCAGAGAAGCCGCCGCCAAAGCCCCGUGGGCGGAAGCCGAAGCCCGAGCGGCCCCCGACCAGCUCGAGCAGUGACAGCGACAGCGAUGAGGUGGACCGCAUCAGCGAGUGGAAGCGCCGGGACGAGGAGCGGCGGCGUGAGCUGGAGGCCAGACGGCGCCGGGAGCAGGAGGAGGAGCUGCGGCGGCUCCGUGAGCAGGAGAAGGAGGAGAAGGAGCGGAGGCGCGAGCGCGAGCGUGGGGAGGCCCCACCCGGGGGCAGUGGGGGCAGCAGCGGGGAUGAGCUCGGGGACGAGGAUGAGCCCGUCAGGAAGCGGGGCCGCAAGGGCCGGGGGCGGGGACCGCAGUCCUCCUCCGACUCUGGGCCCGAGGCUGAACUGCAGAGAGAGGCAAAGAAGGCAGCAAGACAGUCACAAAGCACAGAGCCCACAAGGAGACCCAGCCAGAAGGAGAAGAGAGGGCGCCCCGAGGAGAGGCCCCGAGCCAGGCCCGCGAAGGUGGAACGAACCCGGAAGCGGUCAGAAGGAUUCCCACCCGACCGGAAGGUGGAGAAGAAGAAAGAACCUUCCGUGGAGGAGAAGCUGCAGAAGCUGCACAGCGAGAUCAAGUUCGCCCUGAAAGUUGACAAUCCGGACGUGCAGAGGUGUCUGAAUGCACUAGAGGAGCUGGGGGCCCUACAGGUGACCUCGCAGAUCCUCCAGAGGAACACAGACGUGGUGGCCACGUUGAAAAAGAUCCGCCGUUACAAGGCCAACAAGGAGGUGAUGGAAAAGGCCGCGGAGGUCUACACCCGGCUCAAGUCUCGGGUCCUGGGACCAAAGAUCGAGGCCAUCCAGAAGGCGACCAGAGCCGGGGUGGAGAAGGAGAGGGCCGAGGUGGAGAAGGCCGACGAGGCCCUGGCCGGAGAGGAGGCUCCCGCGGAGAGGGCAGAGGUCGAGGCGAGCACUGAUCUCUCAGCCCCAGUGAACGGCGAGGCCACGUCCCAGAAGGGGGAGAGCACAGAAGACAAGGAGCUGGAGGAAGGACAGAAUUCCGAGGAGGGGCCGGGGUGUGGCUCCUCUGAAGAGCCAUUACACAAUGACACGCGGGAGGGCCCCGAGUUGGACGCGCCCGGGAAGGAGCGGCAGGAGCGCGUGAGGGUGCGGUUGGACUCGGAGUCCCUGGACGAGGAGGACAGCUGAGCCCCGGCGGCCAGGCCCACCCGUCGCACGUAGAUGCCCCAGGCCUGCCCCGGCCCCCGCCCACCACCUGUGGAGCAGAGACCUGUUGGGGAAGCGUCGUGCUGUCCCUUUGUAUCUGUCCCCUGGGUUGUUUUUCUGCCUAACUUCUGUGAUUUCCAACCGACAUGAAAUGACUAUAAAGGGUUUUUUUAAUGAAAGUCA